GAGAGAGGGAAAAGGCUCAAAUUUUCACAAGGGCCACCCAUCUCUCUCUCUCUCUCUCUCUCUCUCUCCAGUGUGUAUAUAUAUAAUAUAUAUGUAUAUAUAUGCCCAAAAGGUUUUAAAUUGUGAGGCCUAAAAAGAAGAAAGUCAGAAAUUCAAAUCUGGGUUUGAAUCUGUUGGUAAAGUAAGUGUGGGGGAAAAUGGUGAUCAUAACACAAGAAAUAAUCAAGCAGUUCCACACUUUGAUGGAAGAAAUCGAUGAGCCGCUCAAAAACACCUUCAAGAAUAUUCAUCAAGGAUAUCCAACUGAAACUCUGGUGCGGUUUCUCAAAGCGAGGGAUGGGAAUGUUGCCAAAGCCCAUCAAAUGCUGGUUGAUUCUUUGAACUGGAGAAUACAAAAUGGAAUCGACAAAAUAUUGGCGAAACCAAUCAUCCCUGCUGAUUUGUAUAGAGCAGUGCGGGAUUCACAGCUUGUUGGAAUGUCAGGUUACUCAAAAGAGGGUCUUCCUAUCAUUGCUGUUGGAGUAGGACUAAGCACAUAUGACAAAGCAUCUAUUCACUACUAUAUUCAGUCACACAUCCAGAUGAAUGAAUAUAGGGACCGCGUGAUAUUGCCUUCUGCAACAAAGCAGUAUGGGCGGCAUAUCAGCACCUGUGUGAAGAUUCUGGAUAUGACUGGUCUAAAGCUUUCUGCACUGAACCAAAUUAAGUUAUUGACAGCUAUAUCUACCAUCGAUGACCUGAACUACCCAGAGAAGACAGAUACAUAUUACAUUGUUAAUGUCCCUUACAUAUUUUCGGCAUGCUGGAAGGUUGUGAGGCCUCUUUUGCAAGAAAGGACAAGGAAGAAAGUUCAGGUGCUGGCAGGUUCUGGAAGGGAUGAGUUAUUAAAGAUAAUGGAUUAUUCAUCUCUCCCACAUUUUUGUAAAAGAGAAGGAUCAGGAUCAUCUCGACAUUCUAGAAAUGGAACAAAUGAUGACUGUUUCUCAUUGGACCAUGCCUUCCAUCAACAGCUCUAUAGUUAUGUCAAGCAUCAAGCUGAGCUCAUGGAACCCACUACACCAAUAAAACAGGGGUCAUUCCAUGUGGAUUUCCCUGAGCCAAACCCAGCCGAUGCUAAGAUAGCUGAAACAUUACAAUCUGAGUUUCAGAGGCUUGGAAUUCAGAAUGGGCUUUCCAACUCGCCUGAUAACGUUAAUAUAAGCAUUGAUUGA
This is a messenger RNA of Ilex paraguariensis (yerba mate), 1211 nucleotides long. The record is from the annotation of a GenBank genome assembly. Lineage: Eukaryota; Viridiplantae; Streptophyta; Magnoliopsida; Aquifoliales; Aquifoliaceae.